Periophthalmus magnuspinnatus is the source of this 4493-nucleotide messenger RNA. It is a transcript of the gene opa1, whose product is annotated as OPA1 mitochondrial dynamin like GTPase. The record is from RefSeq and is a predicted model, not a curated record. Gene Ontology annotation, biological process: mitochondrial fusion. Gene Ontology annotation, molecular function: microtubule binding; GTPase activity; GTP binding. NCBI's taxonomy places the organism in Eukaryota, Metazoa, Chordata, Actinopteri, Gobiiformes, Gobiidae. Gene Ontology annotation, cellular component: cytoplasm; mitochondrial membrane; microtubule. The coding region runs from base 166 to 3276 and encodes 1036 amino acids. The transcript is spliced from 31 exons.
GAGAUGGGACCGGGUUACAGGAAGUGCAGUAGCUGUGUCCUUGCUAGCUAACUGGUUAGUUUGCUGCCUCAACAGGCAAAUGUGAGCGAAUUGGAAAGAUGAUUUGAACUAUAUCUGAACAGAGUUGAACAACAUUUGCAUUAAGUCGCAUUGGAUAACUGCGACAUGUUUCGUGUCGGAAGCAAAGCUGCAUGCAUGGCCUGCAGGAACUUGGUCGCCACUAAUAUGGGGGUGAGAUUCCGAGUCCCACUGCAGAAGCUGCACCCUCUGUCCCGGGCCAUCCAUCACCGCUAUUCGGGAAAUACAAACCCUCAGCGCGCACCCCAUCGCACAGCAGCCCGUUACUUUACCUCCAUGUCGAGGCUCCCGAUGCGACAGCCCAAGCCCUCUCCAGGUUCUGGAGGGCGCAACUAUCAGCAGCAUCGGGGCUUUUGGGUAGCCCGUCUGGCAGCUAGGUUGCUCAAGCUCCGAUAUAUUCUCCUAGGAACAGCCGUGGGAGGAGGCUACACUGCCAAAAAGACCUAUGAAGAAUGGAAGGACAUGUUUCCUGAUCUUAGUGAAUACAACUGGGUUAUUCCAGAUUUUGUCUGGGAACUAAGUGAACAAAUAGAUCUUGAUAAAAUUGCCAAAGCUCUACCAGAGAUGGAAGAAAUAGCAAAAUUGCUACCUGAUUUUGACAAAAUAGGAGAAAACUUCACUUUUCUGAAAAGCCUCUUGUCUUCUGGUGUGAAUUUGGGUAGUCAAGUCAAAGGAGCUUCUGGUCUGCAUCUGUUGUUAGAAACUACAGGUGAUCCACAAUUGAAAGCAUCUGAUACUCCAACUACUGUCCUGCAAGAGUCUAGUGACAAACAAUAUAAAAAGGGUCUGCUUGGGGAGCUCAUUCUUAUUCAGCAGCAGAUUCAGCAGCACGAGGAAGAGGUCCGGCGGGCCGCUGAAGCCAGUAAAGCGCGCCCCCCUCCACCAGAGCCUGCUCCCAUUCCACCUCCGAGCCCCAGUCCCCCUCAACAGAAGCGCAAGUCAUCAGACAAAGAAAAGGUUGACCAGCUUCAGGAAGAGCUCCUCCGCACUCAGCUGAAGUAUCAGCGGAUGUUAGAACGACUUGAAAAGGAAAACAAGGAGUUGAGAAAAGUGGUUUUACAAAAGGAUGACAAAGGAAUACAUCAAAGAAAAGUAAAGAAAUCCCUUAUUGACUUGUAUUCUGAAGUCCUGGAUAUAUUAUCUGACUAUGACUCAAAUUAUAACACUCAAGACCAUCUACCAAGAGUGGUUGUAGUUGGGGACCAAAGCGCUGGGAAGACAAGUGUAUUGGAGAUGAUAGCUCAGGCCAGGAUCUUUCCUCGGGGCUCUGGAGAAAUGAUGACACGGUCUCCUGUUAAGGUGACACUAAGUGAAGGCCCACAUCAUGUGGCGAUGUUCAAGGACAGUGGGCGGGAGUUUGAUCUGAACAAGGAGGAGGAUCUGGCUGCUUUGAGACAUGAGAUUGAGCUCAGGAUGAGGAAGAGUGUGAAAGAGGGACAGACCGUUAGCUCUGAGACAAUAUCCUUAAGUGUUAAAGGUCCUGGUAUCCAAAGAAUGGUGCUUGUUGACCUGCCAGGUGUCAUUAGUACUGUAACAACUGGGAUGGCAACCGAUACUAAGGAAACCAUUUUUAGCAUCAGCAAGGCAUACAUGCAGAAUCCUAAUGCAAUCAUCCUAUGUAUUCAGGAUGGCAGUGUUGAUGCAGAGCGGAGCAUUGUAACAGACCUCGUCAGCCAAAUGGAUCCUCAGGGCAAGAGGACCAUUUUUGUCCUCACUAAGGUGGACCUGGCUGAAAAGAAUCUGGCCAGUCCUAGUAGGAUUCAACAAAUUGUAGAGGGAAAGCUCUUUCCUAUGAAGGCCCUGGGAUAUUUUGCAGUAGUAACUGGAAAAGGAAGUAGUGCUGAAAGUAUAGACUCCAUUAAAGACUAUGAGGAAGACUUUUUCCAGAAUUCCAGAUUACUGAGGGAAGGGAUGUUAAAGGCUCACCAAGCAACCACAAAGAACCUAAGUCUGGCCGUGUCCGACUGUUUCUGGAAGAUGGUGAGAGAGUCUGUUGAGCAGCAGGCUGAUGUCUUCAAAGCAUCCCGCUUCAACCUUGAGACCGAAUGGAAGAACAACUACCCACGUCUCAGAGAACUAGAUCGUAAUGAGUUGUAUGAGAAGGCUAAAAAUGAAAUCUUGGAUGAAGUCAUUAGUUUAAGUCAAGUAACACCGCAACACUGGGAGUCAAUUCUACAAAAGAAAUUGUGGGAGCGAGUUUCAACCCAUGUGAUAGAAAACAUCUACCUGCCUGCUGCUCAAACAAUGGACUCUGGUACCUUCAACACCACUGUAGAUAUAAAGCUGAAGCAGUGGACAGACAAGCAACUUCCACAUAAAGCACUAGAGGUUGCCUGGGAGACACUGCAGGAAGAGUUUGCCCGCUUCAUGGCUGAAUACAAAGGCAAAGACCAGGACGACAUUUUUGACAAGCUGAAGGAGGCGGUCAAGGAUGAGAGCAUUAAGAGGCACAAAUGGAACGAAAGAGCCAUGGACAGCCUGCGAGUGAUCCAACACAAUACCCUGGAAGACCGCUCUAUUACAGACAAGCCUCAGUGGGAUGCAGCAAUUCAGUUCAUGGAAGAAACCCUGCAGUCCCGACUUAAAGACACGGAGUCGGUAAUCAGAGAUAUGGUUGGUCCAGACUGGAAAGAGAGGUGGAUGAACUGGAAGAACCGCAGCCCAGAGCAGCAUAUCCGAAAUGAAACAAAAAAUGAGCUGGAGCGCUUGCUAAAACUUCAUGAUGAACACACGGCAUACUUGGCGAAUGACGAGGUGACAACAGUCCGAAAAAACCUGGAAGCCCGCAGUGUAGAAGUGGAUCCAAUCCUGAUCAAGGACACGUGGCACCAGCUGUACCGACGGCACUUUUUACAGAAGGCACUGUCACACUGUAAUCUGUGCAAGAGAGGUUUUUACUAUUACCAAAGGCACUUUGUCGAUUCUGAGCUGGAGUGCAAUGAUGUGGUCCUGUUUUGGAGAAUCCAGAGGAUGUUGGGAAUCACAGCCAAUACUCUCCGACAGCAGCUCACAAACACUGAAGUUCGGCGGUUAGAAAAAAAUGUUAAAGAAGUGUUGGAGGACAUCGGGGAAGAUUCUGAGAAGAAAACUCAGCUCAUCACCGGCCGCCGGGUCCAGUUGGCCGAGGACCUCAAAAAAGUACGAGAGAUCCAGGAGAAACUUGAAGCUUUUAUAGAAGCACUUCACAAGGAAAAAUAAAAACAUAAAAGAUUUGAAGGUCAACCUGGAUCGCCCAACACAAUGCACUGAGCAAAUACAAGACGAGCUGUAAAUGACAUUACUCCCUGACCUUUGACCCAUCUCUCAGCUGAUUUUAACCCCCAUUUUCUCAGACACACAUGGGAACAUGGAGCUGGAUAUCUAUAUUUACGUCAUGUGUUGCCAUCUGAAGUCUGCAGAACAGUUGGACUUGUGCACAAAAGCCCAAACACUGUCACCUUGAGGAUUGCAUUACACGGUGUUAUAUCAUUUAAUUGAAUAAAUGAGGACUGAGCGCUCUUCUAUUUGUCUGUGUAGUACUGUAUGUCCAUGUAUGUCUUUUUCAUAGAUGUGUUGGCACUGUUGAUGAUUGGUGAAAUGGCAUUGAAUUUGAUUACCUCAGUGGUCCUAAUUAAUUCCUUAAAUUUACGGGCUUAUUGUUAUUGCGUUAUUGCAUCUCGAGCACUUAUACGUUUUCGCCGUUUUGUUUGACUUCAUUGUUUGGGUAUCAUUACCUCAAUACAAUCCACUACAAAUUGUUCUUUUAAACAUAAUGCACUUUUUGUUUUGUCAUCCUGGAUUGAAAGUAAAAAAAUGUGUGAGUUCAAAUUCCCAUACAGAGUGGGAUGGCAUGGAUAUAGUCAACUGAACGCUCAAAACAUAACAUUCAUGUUUAGGAUUAAAGAUAAAAAUUACUAUGACAUUACUAUAUAGGUAUUCCACUCUUUUUGGCUGGUUUAUUUUUGCCAAAUGCAUACAUUUAAAAACAGGCCUAAGACAUGCUUCAAAGGGUGAAUGCCUUUCUCAGUUAGUACUUUCUUCAGUGCCAGAAGUGUCCAUGCUCCCCCCUUUCAUCCCGCCUCUUUGUACUUACUUUGUACCUAGACUUCUCAAAUAUCCCAUGCACUCAUUUCCCUUUCCUACUUUAGAAAAAUCCAUGUCAUUGAACAUAUUGACCCAUGUGUAUGAUGGAAUAUAAACAUGGUAUAUGUACUGUGCAUUGUUGUACAGAUAAUAAGAACCAAUCGCCGUAGGAUCAUGUACAGCAGUGUAUGCACAAUAUGUAACAGAACCCAAGUGAACCUGGCUUGAGAAAUCUUGUUUUAAGAUGUAAAGAUAUUGUUUGCAUGUGGCCCCCCCAAGAAAUGUGCUUUAUUUAUUAAAUUGUGUUAAAAAAUAAAAUAAAAUACUAUUACAUUUUUCGUAAUGUACCUGUU